CCUCACUUAUUUUGCACAUUAAGCUGUCCCCACUACCUGCUCGGUGCUGGGCCUCAGACAAAGAUCUGGAGAGCACUGCUGAACCUCCCUGGGGCAGCAAGAGCCUCCCACAAGCCAUGGCAGUGCCGCAGGGCUGGCAGACAGGGCUCUGACUCUCACCUCCACGCUGAGCAGGGCUGCUGGGCUCAGGCUCACAGCUGCUCCAGCCCUCAAACCGAGGAUCUGCUCUGCCCCAAGCCCUACCUGACCCCCUCCUCCAUCGAGCAUCCCUUGGCUGCUGUCCCAGGCUCAGAAGAUGGAUGCUCCAGUGCUGAGCUGGCUGGUGAAUCGCUCCCUCCUCCUUCCCCUGGGCUCUGCUCAACAUCCCGAGCUCAGACUCGACCUGCUGGGCACAAAAGCCUCCUGCCUGCAGCUGGCUGCCACGAGGAACGUGAACAUCAUCCUGCAGCACUACAACUUCUCAGGCAAGCUCACCAACAGGCAGUCUGGGGACGAGGGCAUGGGGCUCGUCCGCACCGCCUUCGCCAUCAUCAGCUGCGCCAUCAUCCUGGAGAACCUGCUGGUGCUGCUGGCCGUGCUGCGCUGCCUGCGCGCCCGGCGCUGGGUCUACUCCUGCAUCGCCAGCAUCACCGUCAGCGACCUGCUGGCAGGGAUCGCCUACCUCUGCAACCUCUGCCUCUCGGGCAGCAAGACCUUCCAGCUGUCCCCUCCGCUCUGGUUCCUGCGGGAGGGCAUCCUCUUCAUCGCCCUGGCUGCCUCCACCUUCAGCCUGCUGGUGACGGCCAUCGAGCGCUACGGCGCCAUGGUGAGGCCGAUCGCUGAGAACGAGGCCAGCAAGACCCUGCGCCUGCGGGGCCUCAUCGUGUCCUGCUGGCUGCUGGCCCUCGUCAUCGGGCUGCUCCCGCUGCUGGGCUGGAACUGCCUCUGUGAUUUCCAGGCCUGCUCCGUGCUCCUGCCUCUCUACUCCAAGAACUACAUCCUCUUCUCCGUAGUCAUGUUCAGCAUCAUCCUCCUGGGCAUCAUCGGCCUCUACAUCUCCAUCUUCCAUCUGGUGCAGGCCAGUUCCAGGCAAAGCAGCUCCCGGCACGGCCGCAAGCGCUCCCUGCGCCUGCUGAAGACGGUGCUGAUGAUCCUGGGGGCCUUCAUCCUCUGCUGGAGUCCCCUCUUUGUGCUGCUGCUCUCUGAUGUCUUUUGUGACACCGGGGCCUGCAGCCACCUGCACGGCCUGGACUGGACCCUGGCUCUGGCCCUGCUGAACUCGGGAGUCAAUCCCAUCAUUUAUUCCCUGCGGAGCGUGGAGGUUCGCCGUGCCGUGGGGAGCCUGCUGUGCUGCUGCUGUGUCAGGGCUGGGCUCUGUGAGCCUGGCAGCUGCCUGGUCAUCUCAGACAUCAAUUCUGGCUCCUCCACCGAGAGUUCCCUGCGCUACCGGGACAGCUUCCGCAGCUCCGUGGCCUGGAACGCUCGGCCCAGGGCGCCUCUCUCCAGCAACUCCAGCAUGAUGAGCAAUCUCCCCAGCCUGUGAGGGGCCACGGGGAGAGCAAGAGAUGCCAGACAGCCCCCAGGGCCUCAUGGUGCUGGUCCUGGCCUGGCAGGACUGUAGCAGUGCAGGCUGACCAGCUGUGAGCUGGGGCCAGGCUUUCCAGUCCCAUCAGACUGGGACGGUGCCUCAGUGUGGCUGCAGCACAGGGAUAGGAAUUGCCUCUAGGCUGGGGGUGAAAGAUACAGGCACAUUUUGGGAUUGAUGCUCUGCUGGGAUAGCUGCAGUGCUCAGGUUCUGUGUGUGUGCUUUGGGUGUGCAGAGGUGCUGUACCUGCCGCCCUGAGGGUGUUUUACUCCAGGGCACAGUGGCAAAUAAGGUGGAUUUCCCCAACCAGGUGGCCCUCCCAAGCCUUUGGAAUCCUUUUGGAGCUUCUGUGAUGGGUACAACUGCUGAGAAGGAAUCCAAGCUUGAUGUCUUGCUCAGCCUGAGGAUGGCAGAGGGCUGCAGCCACAACCAGACCCUUCCCAGGGUGCAGAGGUUGGGCAAAUUUGCCAGGGCAAAUGCUAUGACAGCAGUGCUCGGAGCUGUAGUGACAGGGCUGGCACUAGCACGGGCAGAAGGAGGUGUCCAGAGACACUGGGGAGCCUGGUGUCAUCCUGGGCCUGGAGACACAGCCAGCUUGUGCCUCAGAUCCCUGCUCUUCUGUUCCCUCAUGUAGGGAAUAAUCAGAGCAGCACCCAAAUGCCUCCUCUCACCGUGCCAGAGGCCACCAAAGCACUGGGGACUCAUAUAAAACCUGCUGGCCCAGCCCCUCUAUGGGAGCUGAGUGUGCAGCCCAUUUGUUUUGCAAUAAAUCAAAGUGAUCAGAAAGCCUUGGG
Parus major (Great Tit) is the source of this 2358-nucleotide messenger RNA. It is a transcript of the gene S1PR4, whose product is annotated as sphingosine-1-phosphate receptor 4. Gene Ontology annotation, cellular component: membrane. Bases 296 to 1522 code for a protein of 408 amino acids. The transcript has 2 exons. NCBI's taxonomy places the organism in Eukaryota, Metazoa, Chordata, Aves, Passeriformes, Paridae. Gene Ontology annotation, molecular function: sphingosine-1-phosphate receptor activity. The record is from RefSeq and is a predicted model, not a curated record. Gene Ontology annotation, biological process: G protein-coupled receptor signaling pathway.